UGAUUCCCAAGACAAAAUUGUGUGCUUCGUAUCGCCUUGUUUCUUUUAUUGUACACGCGCUUUGUUACCUCUUCUCCUCUUCAAUUCAAUUUUGCCUCUACCUAGUCUUGGGUCUCUACGCUCUAAUCAGAUGGCGGCCAUGGCGCUGCUCUGUGCGCUCCUUCAUUCACUCUUCCUUCUCCUCCUAGCAUUCGACGCCCAAGAGGAUCCAGUGGGCCUGACCAGUUCUUGCCCCACGGCUCGUUUCGGCAGCUUGUGCACCAGUUUCGACCCAGCCAACCUCGAGGUCAAUCCCGAUGACAUCCAGGACGCGAUAGACAAGCUUGCAACCUUUUCGGAUACACCAGCUCCGUCGGUCACCCGAAUCCUCUACACAGACAAUGAUGUUGCAGCAAGAAGCUUCAUUCGAGAACUUAUGGAGUCAGCACAGCUUACUGUCCGUGAGGAUGCUAUUGGAAAUAUCUUUGGCCGCUGGCAAGGGAGCGAGCCAUCCCAGGCUGUUGUUGCAUCGGGUUCACACACGGAUGCUAUUCCUUACGCUGGGAAAUAUGACGGCGUCGUUGGUGUUGUAGGCGCUGUGGAAGCUAUCAAAGCUCUGAGGAGAGCGGGAUUCCAGCCCAAGAGAUCAUUGGAAGCCAUAAUGUUCACGUCCGAGGAGCCCACUCGCUUCGGACUGAGCUGCAUUGGGAGCCGGGUGCUGGCGGGGGAUCCCAGGGUGGCCGUCUCCCUAGCCAAUGCUGUUGACGAGGACAAUAUAACCUUCACUCUAGCCGCAAAUCGAGCUGGAUAUGAUGAAGCCGGUGACAAUCUGCAAAGUGUUGCCGUGGGAAACGAGACAUAUGCCGCUUUUGUAGAGCUGCACAUUGAGCAAGGCCCCCUUCUCGAGGAGCAAGGUGUAUCCAUCGGGAUUGUCACCGCAAUCGCUGGGCCUGCGAGCCUUGGUGUCGAGUUUGCAGGGGGUGGAGGUCAUGCCGGGGCCGUACUGAUGCAUCUCAGGAAUGACGCAGGGCUUGCUGCCGCCGAGCUUGCUCUAGCUGUAGAGAGGCACGUCUUGGAAUCUGGUUCCCAAGACACGGUUGGAACCACCGGUAUGGUUAAGCUGUACCCAGGAGCGAUCAAUAGCAUCCCGCGGAAUGCACAGCUUGGCAUUGACAUAAGGGACAUCGAUGGAAGCCGAAGGGACGCCGUUGUGGAGAGGGUCCGGGCAACCGCGCACGAAAUUGCGGCCAGGCGCGGUGUGGUGUUGCAAAACUUUACAGUCGUUAACCAGGACCCGCCAGCGCAGAGCACGGACUUUGUAAUUGAAGCCGUGAAAGAAGCAUCAGAGGAGCUGGGCUUGGGCCACAAAAUGAUGAUCAGCAGAGCGUAUCACGACUCUCUCUUCAUGGCACGGAUCGCCCCUACCGCCAUGAUCUUCAUUCCCUGUUACCGGGGCUACAGCCACAGGCCCGACGAGCAUGCCACACUGGAGGACAUGGCGAAUGGCGUCCGAGUGCUUGCGUUGGCGCUUUCCAAGCUCUCCUCAAACUGACAAGCUCCUCUAGAAUAAAUUGAAAACAUGAGAAUGCCGCCUCUUCAA
This is a messenger RNA of Selaginella moellendorffii, 1579 nucleotides long. Its product is annotated as probable ureidoglycolate hydrolase. Lineage: Eukaryota; Viridiplantae; Streptophyta; Lycopodiopsida; Selaginellales; Selaginellaceae. The transcript is spliced from 11 exons. The record is from RefSeq and is a predicted model, not a curated record. Bases 131 to 1531 code for a protein of 466 amino acids. Gene Ontology annotation, molecular function: hydrolase activity, acting on carbon-nitrogen (but not peptide) bonds, in linear amidines.